UUCGUCUCGCUCUCUCGUCUCGCCUCGUCUCGUGUCUCUCUCUCUCUCUCUCUCUGCGUUGCGGUGGUAUACGAAUUUUUUGUUUGCCUCGUUUCGCGCCACCCAACCCCCUAGUGGACACAGUUACAGUUACAGUUACGUUGGGCAACUACGGUUACGGCUCGAGUUUCCGUUACCGUUAGUUCUGCAGUGACGUCAAAGGCCGACGAGUGUCCGUAUCCGGGAAGUAUCGAGGAAGUUGCAGAAGUCGCCAAAAUGUCUGCCAACAACCAUCCCCAAGUGGAGCCAGCCGCCGCAGUGGCCGCCGCCCAGAAAUCCGCCUCCUCGGAAUACCUGAAGCGCACCUGCCUCAUCUGUGGCUGCCACACGAACCAGACCAUCAAUAUCUACGAGCCACGCUCCGGCCCGAACAUUGUCCAGUUGAUCCAGGCCAAAUUCAAGUUUCAGCCACUCAAUGAGGACAAGUUUCUGUGCUUCAGCUGCAACAAUUGGCUGAUCAAUUGGCACUCCCUGCAGGCGCUCAACAGCAACGAUGCCGACAGCCAGAGCCAGAGUCCCUCCGCCCAAAUGGGCAACAACAGCAGCGGCAGUCUGCUGCCGCAGGAGCGGGCGCGUCCGAUGGGUCGUCCGGUGGCCUAUGUGCAGCCACAGGUGCGCGUCAAUCCACGGUCUCAGCCUCUGGUACGCGUCCAGCCCCAACCACAGCCCCAACAGCAGCGAGUACGCGUCCAACCCCAACCACAACCCCAACAGCAGCGAGUACGCGUCCAGCCCCAAUCCCAAUCGCAGUCAAGGAUUCGCGUCCAGUCGCGGGUACGCGUACAGCCUCGACUCCGCGUGCAGAUCCAGGCCCAGCCCCGUUGCAAUGUCAACCUGGCUCCGGCGGCCAUCACCUACCGGAAGAGGAGCAGCAGCAGCAGCAGAGGCUUUGGGUCCGCCGACGGCAUGAGCAAGAUUCUCCGCCAGUGCUACCUGGAGAGCGUCAAGUUCUGGUCGCAGCCAAAGAAAAUAACGCAGCAGUCGCUGAACGAUUACCUCCGACAGUGCCAGGAGAAGAGCAAUCUGCUGGGAAAGGUGCAAGGUGUGGCGCCACGGCGCAAGCAAGCAGCGGUGGCCAGGCAGAGGACAGCCUCUGCUCCCCAGCUAAGCAAGGAGGAGUCUUUGCCACUGGCACCUGCUCCGGCAGCAGCUGCAGCUGCAGCUCCACCUCCUCCGACUCACCAAAGAUUCGCCCAGCCGAGUGUCGAUGGCAAGGUGGUGGCCAUGUUCCGUCGUUUGGGCACCACGCUCAGCAGGGAGAGUCCAAUGGAUGGACAACAAUCAGAACUAUCAGCACCCACCACCUCAACCGCAUCGCCCCGCCCUCCGCAGAUUAUGAGCCCCACCAAGCAGCGACCACGCUGGUCGCGAACGCUUGACGAUGAUGAAGUCCUGCUGGAAUUUGAUAGCGUCAUUUCCGAGGUCCUACCAGUGGCGUCAUCAUUGACAACAUCCUCACCACCAACCACCGCAAGGCGUUGCCUCAGCUAUCCAAUUACCAAUGAAAGGGAGGUGCUGGAGGAAGACCAUGGGCAAGCAGACGAGUUAGAGGAUAUGGAAGUGCUGCAGGAAGAGGAAGUGCAACUGGAGCCGCCGCAGCUCCACGACGACGCAGAAGAAAGCAGCUCCAGCGUGGAAGUUUCCCACCAAGCAACCCUAGAGCAUUCUGGCUUGCGGCUGCCCCGCGGCCUGAGCAUCAGCCUGAUCUAAGGGGCAGAUCGAUUACCCGGUAUGGGUAUGGGUAUGGGUAUCAGUGUAGGGUCCCCCAAGUGGGCCAAAAACCAUCAAAUGAAUAGUCAAAUUGAAUGCACAAAGCAUACAUAUUAUUAGGCAUUAGCUAAUGUCGUAUCUAUAGUACCUUGAAUUAUUUUAAUUGUUAGUCAAUAUAUUAGCGUAUGUAUUAGCGCCUGAGCGGAGAUUGAAUGCAGCAGACAACAAAAUACCUAAGAAUGUUAAGUUAACGAUGUGGAAAGCUCUAUAUUUAAAAUAUAUUAGUGUUAAUCAACAUACCAUUCCCCCCAUCCCCAUCCAAACCCCCACAAGCCAAUGUAGUUGAAUUUGUGUCUUUUGCUCCAAAAGAAAAAGUAUUACAAAAUAUGAAAGAAAGAAACAAACAAAUAAAAGUACUCAAAUAGCACAAC
Drosophila obscura is the source of this 2180-nucleotide messenger RNA. Its product is annotated as protein phyllopod. Lineage: Eukaryota; Metazoa; Arthropoda; Insecta; Diptera; Drosophilidae. Bases 256 to 1749 code for a protein of 497 amino acids. The transcript has 2 exons. Gene Ontology annotation, molecular function: zinc ion binding. Gene Ontology annotation, cellular component: nucleus. The record is from RefSeq and is a predicted model, not a curated record.